AAGGAGGAGUCCCCGAGGGGCAGAGCGGGGAAAGAUCUGUUUCCACGCGGGGCCCUGAAACCCGGGGUCCGGGCGAGCCGGGAGGAACCGGACGCGGCGGCGCUUCGCUUUGCAUGACAAUGCGCCGCUUUGCACAACCGACGCCGACGGGUAUUUAAAGGCGUCGCUGCGGCCCCGCGCCUCGUAGCUACUUUCGCGCACACCCGCCUUUUGCAAAGAUGCCCCUGAUGCGGGCUGCGCUCCUGCUCGCCCUGGGCUUGCUUCUCGCUGGCCCCGAGGCCCUUGCAAAGGUCUUGAUGAAACAGGCAUUCCGGAUCAGUAACUUUUCCUGGGAGAACUGUGACGACGGGAAGGACCCUGUGCUGAUCAAAAGCCUGAAUGUGGAACCUAACCCCAUUGUCAAUCCUGGGAAUGUGACUGUGAGUGCCGAGACCCAGACGAGUGUCCCUCUCAAUGCUCCUCUGAAGGCGGAACUAACUGUGCAGAAGGAAAUGGCUGGCUUCUGGGUCAAAGUCCCAUGUGUGGAACAAGUCGGUAGCUGUACCUACGAAGACAUCUGUAACGUAUUUGACAUUUUCCUCCCCCCUGGAGAGCCCUGCCCAGAGCCCCUGCACACCUAUGGGCUUCCCUGCCACUGUCCUUUCAAACAAGGCAAAUACUCACUGCCCAAGAGUGUUUUCACCCUACCCCGCCUGGACCUGCCCGGCUGGCUCAGUACCGGAAACUACCGCAUCCAGAACAUCCUAAGCAACAGCGAGAAACGUCUGGGCUGUUUCAAGAUCAAUGUCUCUCUAGAGAACAUUAAUAUGGCACCAGCUAGAGCAGAAUGAAGGGGUGUGAGGAAGGUGUCCCUCUUCCUCUGUCUUGUGUUUGUCAAAGCCAAAUUCCGAUUUUCUGUCCCCCUUCAAGCCCCUUUCCACAAUGAUCCUACUACCCUUGCUGCAAAUAAUUUUGUGCCACUUAUAUUUUAGGUGUGGGCAGGCAGCCCUAACCUAAGGUAGGGUGAGUCUGGUGGUUCUUGAUGGCUCAGGACAUCUACUGGGCCGGCCACUUCAUCUUCCUCCUCACCCCUGCGACUUUCUCUCUAACACUUAACUUAUUUUCCAAACAGUCCUGGAACAGGACGAACAUGUUUUGGGACCCCCAAGUUCAGACGGACCCAGUCUUGCUCUCCUGAAGUACCUUUAAUGAUUUUCUCAUUAAAUUGUUUUUUUGUCACUAACAUAAAA
Molecule: messenger RNA, 1229 nt
Organism: Miniopterus natalensis
Lineage: Eukaryota; Metazoa; Chordata; Mammalia; Chiroptera; Miniopteridae
Gene: GM2A
Product: ganglioside GM2 activator
Biological process (GO): ganglioside catabolic process; lipid transport
Cellular component (GO): cytoplasmic side of plasma membrane
Molecular function (GO): enzyme activator activity; lipid carrier activity
Source: RefSeq, a predicted model, not a curated record